CCCGCCCCCGACCGCCCCACAGCCGCGGUGCCCGGCGGCCGCCCCUACAUCUGCAGCGAGUGCGGCAAAGCCUUCGGGCAGUGGUCGAAGCUGGAACGGCACCGCCGGAGCCACACGGGCGAGCGCCCCAACGCCUGCGGCGAGUGCGGCAAGCGCUUCGCCCAACGCUCCCACCUGGCCCAGCACCUCCGCACCCACACCGGCGAGCGGCCCUACAAGUGCGCCGACUGCGGCAAAGCCUUCGGCUGGAGCUCCAACCUGGCCCAGCACCGGCGCACCCACACCGGCGAGCGGCCCUACGCCUGCGGCGAGUGCGGCAAGGCCUUCAGCCAGAGCACCAACCUGGUCAAGCACCAGCGCGCCCACGCCGGCGAGCGGCCCUACGCCUGCGGCCAGUGCCGCAAGGCCUUCUACCGCAGCUCCGACCUCCUCCAGCACCAAGCCAGCCACUCCGGCGAGCGGCCCUACCGCUGCGGCCAGUGCGGCAAAGCCUUCGCCCAGCGCGCCAACCUCCUGAAGCACGGCAAGACGCACGGCGGCGAGAAGCCCUUCCGCUGCGGCGAGUGCGGCAAAGGCUUCGUGCAGAGCUCGGAGCUGAUCCAGCACCAGCGCAGCCACAGCGGCGAGAAGCCCUUCGCCUGCACCGAGUGCGGCAAGCGCUUCGGCCACGGGGCCACCUUGGCCAAGCACCGGCGGCUCCACCUGGGCUUGCAGCCCCACCGGUGCGGCGAGUGCGGGCGGGCCUUCGGGCUGCGCUCGGCGCUGGCGCGGCACCAGCGGGCGCACGGGGAGGAGCGGCCCUUCGCCUGCGCCGAGUGCGGCCAAGCCUUCGCCCUGCGCUCCAACCUGGCCCUCCACCGGCGCACCCACGCCGGCGAGCGGCCCUACCGCUGCGGCGAGUGCGGCAAGGCCUUCGGCAUGAGCUCCACCUUGGUGCGGCACCAGCGCAUCCACACCGGCGAGAAGCCCUACGGCUGCGGCGAGUGCGGGCGAGCCUUCGUGCGCAGCGCCCACCUGGAGCAGCACCGGCGCACCCACACCGGGGAGAGGCCCUACGGCUGCGCCCGCUGCGGCCGGCGCUUCAGCCAGAGCUCCAACCUCAUCACCCACGAGCGGGUGCACCUGGAGGAGGCGCACGGCGCGGCGGCGGCGGCGGCGCGGGCGGCGGAGGCCGAGGAGGAGCCGGGUUUGGAGGGGGAGAAGGACAGGAGAUGA
This is a messenger RNA of Oxyura jamaicensis (ruddy duck), 1215 nucleotides long. Its product is annotated as zinc finger protein 629-like. Gene Ontology annotation, biological process: regulation of transcription by RNA polymerase II. Gene Ontology annotation, molecular function: RNA polymerase II cis-regulatory region sequence-specific DNA binding; DNA-binding transcription factor activity. The record is from RefSeq and is a predicted model, not a curated record. The transcript is spliced from 2 exons. The annotation marks the transcript as partial. Lineage: Eukaryota; Metazoa; Chordata; Aves; Anseriformes; Anatidae.